AUGCCGCCUUCAAGCUCCAUUCUCCUGCGGUUCGAGAGCAAGAACGGGCAGUUCAGAUUGACCGUUAGCCCAACUGAUCAAUUUCCCUCUCUACUUUCCAAAAUUCUCGAUAACCUGCCCAAAGACGUCGACUCCCGGUCCAUCAUACUCUCGAACAAGCCGUUUGGUGGCGAAGACAGAUUGCUGAGCUCUCUGAAUGGCGUUCCUAUUACAAAAGUGGGCCUCAGACAUGGAGAUAAACUCUUCUUAAAAUACAGCGAACAACCUCCCAUGAACGGACACUCUACAGCUCCUGUCACAACUCCUUCACAACCGCACAACUCGUCGAACCGCUUAAACGGUAUACCCAUUUUACCAACAGAAGACUUGCCCAUCGCUCCCCUCCCUCAGACUUCUCCGACAGCUACCAUCAAGAGUCCUUGGGAAGUAGUACAUCAGUCAGAGUUGGACAACCGGUUAGACAAGCAAGAUGGCAAGAUAUCGCGGCGCCGUGACGAGAAAAUGUGCAGACACAGUCAGAAAGGGAUGUGCGAUUACUGCAUGCCACUCGAGCCUUACGCGCCACAGUACCUAGAAGAGAGGAAAAUCAAGCAUCUUUCCUUCCAUUCUUACCUCCGGAAGAUCAACUCCGCCACCAACAAACCCGAACUCAAAUCGUCUUACAUGCCACCCUUGAGCGAACCCUUCUACCGAGUAAAGCGGGACUGUCCGUCAGGGCACCCACAGUGGCCCGAAGGAAUCUGUACCAAAUGUCAGCCGAGCGCCAUCACUUUGCAGGCCCAACCUUAUCGAAUGGUAGAUCAUGUCGAGUUUGCGUCACCCUCGCUCAUCAACUCAUUGCUGGACUUUUGGAGGGCUUCAGGAUCACAACGAGUAGGCUUUCUCUACGGUCAUUACGAGGAAUACAAGGAGGUGCCGUUAGGUGUCAAAGCAGUGGUUGAAGCCAUCUACGAGCCGCCACAGAUUGAUGAACCUGAUGGAUGCACGCUGCAUGACUGGGAGAACGAAAAGGAGAUCGAUGAGGUCGCACGAUUAUGUGGCUUGCAAAAAGUUGGGGUCAUAUUCACAGAUUUGAUCGAUGCUGGAGCUGGAGACGGUACCGUGGUUUGUAAACGACACAUAGAUUCUUACUACCUGUCAUCGCUCGAAAUUGCCUUCGCAGCCCGAUUGCAAGCCCAAAACCCGAAGCCCACCAAAUGGAGCGACACUGGUAAAUUUGGCUCGAAUUUCGUCACUUGCGUCUUGAGCGGAGACGAAGACGGAGGCAUCGCCAUCACAGCAUUUCAGGUCUCGAACUCUGCCGUCGAGAUGAUCCGGGCGGACAUUGUCGAGCCUUCAGCAGAUCCCUCGGUCAUGAUCGUCCGCGGUGAAGAGGAGGACGAUGGCUCCACUAGUCGUACGCGAUACAUCCCUGAAGUCUUCUACCGACGAAUCAACGAGUAUGGAGCAAGCGUGCAAGAGAACGCAAAGCCUAGCUUCCCAGUCGAAUAUCUGCUGGUCACUCUCACUCAUGGCUUUCCCACUGAAUCGUCCCAGAUGUUCAACCGCUCAAAUUUCGCAAUCGAAAACCGGGAAGCGAUUGGUCAGAGCCAGGAAUGGAAAGCAGUAGCAACACAGCUCGGUGUGAGCGGAAGUAACAUUGAUGGCCAGAAGGGCAUAAAGGCUGUCUCCGACUUUCAUCUGCUAUGCUUCCUGCACGGCAUGGGCAUUCUCAGCAAGGAAGAAGAGGCCCUGCUCUGCCGUGUAGCUCGUACACACGACCUCGCGGAUGGGUUCCAGCUCCUUGAAACCCCUGGCUGGGCCACCUUGCUGGAAAUACUGCGGGAAAGCGGUGAGCGUCCCCCCAAGCGUCCUUUACGUUUUUCUCGUGAACCGAGUGUUGGUUAUGAUUUAGGUUCAGAUGGCGAACAGCUUGCUAAGAGGUUUAAGGGAGCUAGCUUGAGAUAG
Molecule: messenger RNA, 1947 nt
Organism: Letharia columbiana
Lineage: Eukaryota; Fungi; Ascomycota; Lecanoromycetes; Lecanorales; Parmeliaceae
Exons: 4
Coding region: 1-1947 (648 amino acids)
Biological process (GO): ubiquitin-dependent protein catabolic process
Cellular component (GO): nucleus
Molecular function (GO): ubiquitin binding; ubiquitin protein ligase binding
Source: RefSeq, a predicted model, not a curated record